GUGGUAGUAGGGGGAAUGUUUCCAGUGCAUUAUCGACUGGCCUCGUCUGUGAGGAACACCUCGUCGAUACCUACGUCGUCAGGAUGCGAAGGGUUUAAUUUUCGAACCUUCCGCUGGACACAGACGAUGCUGUUUGCUAUUGAUGAGAUAAACAGCAAUGAUAACAUACUGCCAAACACAGAUCUGGGCUACGUCAUCUACGACUCCUGCUUCACCAUCUCCAAGGCAGUGGAGGGCACUCUGACGUACCUGACCGGGCAGGAUGAGGCCGUGCCCAACUACCGCUGUGGCACGGGGGCUCCGCUGGCAGCUCUGGUGGGAGCAGGGGGGUCCGACCUCUCCAUCGCUACCGCACGAAUCCUCGGCCUCUACUAUUUCCCCCAGGUCAGCUACUCAUCCUCAUGCACGGUGCUGAAGAGCAAGUUCCAGUUCCCCACCUUCCUGCGCACCAUCCCCAGCGAUGCGCACCAGUCCCUGGCCAUGGCCCAGCUCGUGCUGCACUUCGGCUGGACCUGGGUGGGCACCAUCGCCGCGGAUGACGACUACGGCAAGUACGGCAUCAAGGCCUUCCGCGAGGAGGUGGAGGACGCCGGGGUGUGCAUCUCCUUCUCGGAGACGCUGCCCAAGGUCCAGUCCCCCGAGGACAUCCAGCGCAUCGUGGAGACGGUCCAGGAGUCCACCGCCAAGAUCAUCGUGGUGUUCUCCUCCGACGUCGACCUGAGCCCCCUGGUGGAGGAGCUCCUGCGCUACAACAUCACCAACCGCACCUGGAUCGCCAGCGAGGCCUGGGUGACCUCCGCCCUCAUCGCCCAGCCCCGGGCGCUCGACCUCCUGGGUGGGACGCUGGGCUUCGGGAUCCGCAGGGCCGAGAUCCCGGGCCUGAGGCAGCGGCUCCUGAGCAUCGAACCCGACGACGACCCCCUGACGGAUAAGUUCUGGGAGGCGGCCUUCAACUGCACGCUGGACCCGGCCAGAAAAUGGACGAAGGGGCUUGACGGUUCUGCCUCCAGGGGCGCUCUGGCGUGCACGGGCAAGGAGUCGCUGGAGCGGCUCAACAGCACGUACUCGGACGUGUCGCAGCUGCGUCUCACCUACAGCGUGUACAAGGCCGUCUACGCUGUGGCCUACGCCCUGCAUGACCUGGAGCACUGUACGCCAGGAAGUGGGCCCUUUGAGGAGAAGACCUGUGCUAACAUCUCCAAUUUUGAACCCUGGCAGUUAAUGUAUUACCUGAAGAACCUAAAGUUUAAUGUCCCACACACUGGUGAGCACAUCUUCUUUGAUGAUGGUGAGGUGCUGGGAGAGUAUGAUAUUAUUAAUUGGCAAAGGAAUGGAGAUGGCUUCUCCUAUGUCCAGAUUGGUCGCUACAACGGCUCAGCGCCCCUUGAAAGCAGGAUGUCCAUCGACAAUGCGUCUAUCAUCUGGAACAAUGAUGACCUGGAGGUCCCGCGCUCUGUGUGCAGUGAGAGCUGUCAGCCCGGCACCAGGAAGGGUAUCCGACAGGGAGAACCCGUCUGCUGCUUUGACUGCAUUCCCUGCGCAGAUGGGGAGGUCUCCAAUCAGACAGAUGCGAGGGAGUGCAUCCAGUGUACCGAGGACUACUGGUCCAACGCCAACCGUGAUACCUGCGUGCCCAAGACCAUCGAGUUCCUGGACUUCGGCGAGCCUCUGGGCAUCACACUGAUCGCGAUCUCCGCCGUCGGGGCGCUGGUGACGGUGGGGGUGGCCGUGGUGGUCCUGAUGAACGUGAGCACGCCUCUGGGCAAGGUGAACGACCCCGUGCUGACCCUCUCUCUGCUCUUCUCCCUGGUGGUGACCUUCCUGUGCUCCAUCGUGUUCCUGGGCCGGCCUCAGCCCUGGUCCUGCAUGACCAGCCAGGUGGGGCUGGCUCUGGGGUUCGCCCUCUGCCUGUCCUCCCUCAUGGGCAAGUCUGUGGUGCUCAUGCUCCGCGCCCGCGCCGUGAAGGCCGUCAAAAACGCCGCCAAGGCAGCCGCCAAGGCCGCCAAGCUGGCUAAAGAGGCCAGGGAGGCUGCCGCAGCGGAGGGAGAGGAGGUCGCUGAAGUGAGCGCCAUCACCACCGCCAACACCGACCCCCCAGCGAAAGUCCCCACGGCCGACGGACCCGACCGCAUUAAGCCCAUCCACCAGAGGGCGCUGGUGGCCGUGUGCACUCUCAUCCAGGUGGUGGGCUGCACGCUGUGGUUGGUCAUCCUACCUCCGCACCCCAUCAAGAACACGGCCGCGCAGAACAUCAAGAUCAUCCUGGAGUGCGACGAGGGCUCCAUCGUCUUCAUCUGCUGCAUCUUCGGCUACGACAUCGUGCUGGCCCUGUUCGCCUUCGUCUUCGCCUUCAUCGCCCGCAAGCUGGAGGACCACUUCAGCGAGGCCAAGUGCAUCACCUUCGGCAUGCUGGUCUUCUUCAUAGUGUGGAUCUCCUUCGUGCCCGCCUACCUGAGCACGCGGGGAAAGUUCAUGGUGGCCGUCCAGAUCUUCGCCAUCCUGGCCUCCAGCUUCGGCCUGCUCUGCUGCGUCUUCCUGCCCAGGUGCUACGUGUUCCUGGUGAAGCCCGAGAGGAACCUGGAGGAGCUCCUGAUGCCCCGGGCCAAGGCCCGCGAAAGCGCGGCCCCGAGCAUGUCCACGGCCACCUCGUCCUCCAGCGACGUCAACACCACCGUGUCCACCGUCGCUGACUGA
Conger conger (European conger) is the source of this 2694-nucleotide messenger RNA. Its product is annotated as vomeronasal type-2 receptor 1. The record is from RefSeq and is a predicted model, not a curated record. Lineage: Eukaryota; Metazoa; Chordata; Actinopteri; Anguilliformes; Congridae. The transcript has 6 exons. Bases 16 to 2694 code for a protein of 892 amino acids. Gene Ontology annotation, biological process: G protein-coupled receptor signaling pathway. Gene Ontology annotation, cellular component: membrane. Gene Ontology annotation, molecular function: G protein-coupled receptor activity; olfactory receptor activity.